AUGUCGUCAACAGCAGAGGCGCCUCAGGCGGCGGCAGCGGCACCAGCAGCAGCAACAAAUGCAGGAGAGUCAUCUCACCAAGGUCAGGCACAGGUGCAGGGUCAAAAGAAGUGGCAGAAUGGCGGAAACAAGCCCAAUGGCAACAAGCGUUCAUUCCAGGGCGGCCAGGGAGGCGGAAGGGGCAAGGAUAAGCAGCGCAAGUCGAAGCGUGAGAGGAACAUCACCGAGGGCUCGUCAGAAGAGGUCUUGGCGUUCGACGUGCAAGCGCUCAUCGCAUUGCGCAAGGAAUCACUCCCCGAUGCACCGGCGGCAGGUGAGGAGGUAAAGGACGGGGCAGAGAACGGAGAAACGCAGGCCGAGACCCAAGCACCCUCAGAAACCCUUCCGGAAACCUUUACCGAAAUCGAAGUAGAAGUCCACGCAAUCUCGUCAACAGGAGAUGGCCUCGGUUUCCAGCUGGGCUCGACCUCGACACAAGUCUACGUCGUCCCCUUUGUCGCACCCGGCGAUAUCGCAAAGGCAAAGGUCAUUAGACAUGUCCGCGAGGAGUCCUACUCAGUAGCCGACUUCGUCUCCGUCGUUAAGGCGGGCUCCCUCCGCGACGAUGCCCGCGUCAACUGCAAGUACUUUUCCCAGUGCUCCGGCUGCCAGUUCCAGAUGCUCGACUACGACACCCAGCUGUCGCACAAGCGCUCCAUCGUCGACAAGGCGUACAAGAACUUCUCCAACCUGAACCCGGACCUGGUCCCGUCCAUCAGGGAUACCAUCGGCAGCCCCUUGCAGUACGGAUACCGCACCAAGCUCACGCCGCACUUUGACGGCCCUCCUGGCCACCACAAGAGGAAUAAGCCCAAGCAGGCGCUGAGCAAGGUUCCCGAGAUUGGUUUCAACGCCAAGGGCCGCCGUCAUGUUCUGGAUAUUGAGGACUGCCCUAUUGGAACCGACGCCGUUCGCCUGGGCAUGAAGCGCGAGCGUGAGCGCAUCGCCAGGGACUUUGGCAACUUCACAAAGGGCGCCACGAUCCUUCUCCGCGAGAGCACAAAACGCUACCCGAAGAAGGUCAUCAGCAACGGCAACGCCAACAGCACAGCAGCCAAGGAAGAAACAACCACGGCAGAGGAAGUAUCAGCAUCAGCAUCAGCAUCAGCAAACGAAGAAGAACAACCCCCCGCAGAAACCCCCUCCGACGCAGUCCGCGUCGAGACAGACGCCCACGUAGACAUCAAAACCUGCCUCUCCGCCACGGGCGCAAUGUCGAGCGAGUACAUCGACAACUACCUCUUCACCAACCCCGCAAACUCCUUUUUCCAAAACAACAACUCCAUCCUCCCCAAAUUCACCCAGUACAUCCGCGACCACGUCAUGCCCCCCGCCGGCCCCCACCGCGACCGCAUCAAAUACCUCAUCGACGCCUACUCCGGCUCCGGUCUCUUCACAAUCACCCUCGCCUCCCUCUUCACCGGCAGCACAGGCAUCGACAUCGCAAAGGACUCCAUCGAGUGCGCCCGCAAAAACGCCCGCCUCAACAACCUCCCCGAGUCGCAGUGCAACUUCCUCGCCGCUGACGCGCCCCAGCUGUUCAAGCAGGUCACCUACCCGGCCGACGAGACCGUCGUCGUCAUCGACCCGCCGCGCAAAGGCUGCGAUAACGACUUUUUGAGCCAGUUGUUGGCGUUUGGGCCGAGGAGGGUCGUGUAUGUGAGCUGCAAUGUUCACACGCAGGCGCGCGACGUGGGCGUGCUGGUGCGCGGGGACGGUGGGGAUGGUACAAAGUAUGAGAUUGAGAGUAUCGUGGGCUUCGACUUCUUCCCGCAGACGGGACAUGUCGAGGGUGUGGCGGUAUUGAACAGGGUCGAGAAGAGUGCUUGA
Messenger RNA from Colletotrichum paranaense, 1869 nucleotides. RefSeq lists its product as uncharacterized. Lineage: Eukaryota; Fungi; Ascomycota; Sordariomycetes; Glomerellales; Glomerellaceae. The transcript has a single exon. Gene Ontology annotation, biological process: tRNA processing. Gene Ontology annotation, molecular function: tRNA (uracil(54)-C5)-methyltransferase activity, S-adenosyl methionine-dependent. The record is from RefSeq and is a predicted model, not a curated record. Bases 1 to 1869 code for a protein of 622 amino acids.